Sphaeramia orbicularis (orbiculate cardinalfish) is the source of this 1183-nucleotide messenger RNA. It is a transcript of the gene yeats4, whose product is annotated as YEATS domain containing 4. Gene Ontology annotation, biological process: regulation of DNA-templated transcription. The record is from RefSeq and is a predicted model, not a curated record. The coding region runs from base 1 to 681 and encodes 226 amino acids. Lineage: Eukaryota; Metazoa; Chordata; Actinopteri; Kurtiformes; Apogonidae. The transcript has 7 exons.
AUGUUCAAAAAGAUGACUGAAUUUGGUCCAGAUUCCGGGGGGAGAGUUAAGGGUGUUACUAUUGUGAAACCAAUUGUGUUUGGAAAUGUUGCACGGUACUUUGGAAAGAAGAGAGAGGAGGAUGGACACACUCACCAGUGGUCCGUCUACGUGAAGCCUUACAGAAAUGAGGACAUGUCUGCUUAUGUGAAGAAGAUCCAGUUUAAGUUACAUGAGAGCUAUGGUAAUCCACUGAGAGUGGUGACUAAGCCUCCGUACGAGAUCACAGAGACGGGCUGGGGGGAGUUUGAGAUCAUUAUCAAGAUCUUCUUUAUCGACCCCAAUGAGAAACCUGUGACAUUGUACCACCUCCUGAAGCUGUUCCAGUCGGACUCCAGUGCCAUGCCCAAGAAGACUGUAGUCUCUGAAUUUUAUGAUGAAAUGAUUUUCCAGGAUCCCUCAGCUAUGAUGCAGCAGCUGUUGACCACAUCAAGACAACUCACCCUGGGAGCAUACAAGCAUGAGACAGAGUUUGGUGAGCUGGAGCAGAAGACCAAAGAGAAAAUGGAAGCAGCGAAGAAGAGAACCAGCCAGGAGAUCACAGAACUCAAAGAUAAACUAAAAGCCAGCAGAGAGAACAUCAACCACCUGAAGGCAGAGAUAAGGAAACUAGAGGAGGACGGAGACCACAAGGAGCACUGAGACAAACAAACAUACAGACCAUACGACUGCCACAAAACAUGUGUUCUUACUCAUCUUUUCACCUCACCAGUGAUUCAAAAGCAGUGCAUUUUUGUGAGAGGUUUGAUGAUGUAGUUAACACAAUCAAGUCUCAUGCAUGAAACAUCCACAAAACACCUGAUUCAGUAGGAAGCCACAGGUCACAUGUUUGGACAUGAUAAAACCAGAACUGCUGCAUUGCCUGUGACUAAAACAAGUAAUUUGCAGUUGGUUAAUACAUCUGUUUUACUGCUAUCUCUGGCAUUUGGCUGUGAAGCAGAAAAACAAUAGAAUGUGUGUUUUGUUUUUCCUAUCAUUUAUGCAAUCUUAGUUGUAGGAAACCAUUUUGGAAAAAGUAUGAAUUCCUGUGUGAGUGUUUUCUGGUCAUCUUUACUUCAGCAUUCUUACUUACCAUUUGUAUGUGAAUAGCUCAUGUGUAAUGUUUUUUUUUUUUUUAACUUUUAUAUUAAACAAACAGAAAAUG